Scatophagus argus is the source of this 6796-nucleotide messenger RNA. It is a transcript of the gene pak4, whose product is annotated as p21 protein (Cdc42/Rac)-activated kinase 4. The record is from RefSeq and is a predicted model, not a curated record. Lineage: Eukaryota; Metazoa; Chordata; Actinopteri; Scatophagidae. Gene Ontology annotation, molecular function: ATP binding; protein serine/threonine kinase activity. Bases 1106 to 3070 code for a protein of 654 amino acids. Gene Ontology annotation, biological process: regulation of MAPK cascade; protein phosphorylation; intracellular signal transduction. The transcript is spliced from 11 exons. Gene Ontology annotation, cellular component: cytoplasm.
AACUGUAAUUGUUGUGUAAUAUUAAUACAGCAGUUCUGUUAUAAACUCAGAACAAAAUAUUUCUCGUUUUUGUUGUUGUGUUUUUCACAGCAGACAUUUUGCCUUGUUAUAGCAGGAGAAGUACAGAUGGUAUUAAACAUGUCACAUGACCGUGUGGCGGUGAGCCAGCAUGCACAACACGACGGCGUCUAAUAUUUUGCCCACCUAGUUGACUUUCAUUGUGUAGUGGAUCGAGAAUAUUAUUAAUACUGUUUUGUGCUUUAUCUGGAGGCCCAUCUUGUAUCCGAGUCCUGAUGCAGGCAGCCAUCAGCUAUGGGAGGAAAAUGUCACCAGACUGUAUGUUUAGAUACGAAGGCUGGGAAAAGUCGUCAUAGGCAUCCUGGCUCUUUCACACACUGAUAAGUCUCAGUCAGAAUUAUUUUUAAAUGAAGCCAGAACAGAGUAUGCAUCUGUUUAGUCUGACUGAAAGUGAGCUGUCAACAGCAGUCAGUCUGUUGUGUACCUGCACAACGCAGAGUGAUACCUGAGCUGUGAUGACGACGAAAUGGAUCAUUGAAACGCUACUCUGAUGUUGUGUUGUUAUGUCCAUUAGGAAAUGCUGGAACAGGAGCAGUUAUGCUGUCAUUAGCAAUGGGAGACCAGCAGUGGGUCUGUUGUUGAGCCUGCUGAUGACCUUCAGCUAAAGGUCCCCACUGCUUUAAUACAGUAUGCCUGAAAAUGUGCAGUAGGCUGAAAUUACACACACAAAGCCUUUUUAUCGUGGUGAUGUCGGUUUUAUCCACAUCGGUUUGUUUGCCGCUUUAUAAGCUUUCAGUCAGUUGCUGAGAAGUAAGCUGGAGUUUGAAGGGCACCAACUGCACUGGAAAAUUAAAAAGUGAAGAGGUCUGCUGCUACAGCUUGUCUUUUUCUGUGAUUAUGCAAGGACAACAAAGCUGCUGUUCUUCUUGCAAAGAUGUUGCCAUUUUGAUUAGAUUUACAGCGUGCAUGUGAGGAACUCGUCUUCUAGUAGAAGCCGAUCUGCUGCUCGUCUUCCAGGCAGACUCUGGAAAGCAGAACAAACAGAAAUACUGUCUGAUGCUCGGCCGCAGCUGCCUCAGCCGCCGUCAUGUUCACCAAAAAGAAGAAGUCUCGUAUCCAGAUCUCCGCUCCGUCUAACUUUGAGCAUCGUGUGCAUACAGACUUCGACGAGCAGGAGCAGAAGUUUGUCGGACUGCCAAGGCAAUGGCAGUCGCUCAUCGAGGACACGGCCAAAAGGCCCAAACCCUUCAUCGACGUAACUGUCAUCACUACUGUAGAGCCACGCAAGACUAUUGUACGUGGCAGCAAGCUGGGAGCGGACGGCUCUCUGACGUGGCUGUUGGAUGAAUUUGACACCAUGUCUGUGACUCGCUCCAACUCCCUGCGACGAGGCAGCCCUCCCACCCAGCCUCGCAAGGACUCAACCUCUUCAGGAGGAGGAGGGCACGAGAACGGCGAUCCUCAUCACAGACACUACUCACACCCAGACAGACAGGACAGAGACCGACCCAGACCAGACCAUCAGAGUGGAGGUGACCCCCGCCCGGGUCAGCGUGCGGUCCGUCCUCAGUGGGAUGAGGUAGGCCAGGCUCGUCCCCAGCAGCAGCCCCGGGGCCAAGAGCCCAGCAGGGCCCACAGGGAUAGGCCAGGCUCCGGCCCUCCUCCUCCACCUCACAGAGAUAGAGAGCCUCGGGACCGGGACCAGGAUCAACCCAGUGACCACAGGCCAAAGUCCAGCUACAUGGUACGGGAUGGCAGCCCUCAGUCUCCUCGGGACAAGAGGCCUCUUUCUGGGCCCAACAUCCGCACCCCAAACCUGCCAGUAACAGAUGGGGUGAUGAAGACUGCCCAGCAGACCACACGGCCGUUUAACACCUACCCGAGGGCAGACAGCGAAGGUGGACGCAGUCCCACAGGACAGCCGGUUCGACACCAUGAAUCCUCCCCUCAAAAUGGUCCCUCUAAAGGUUCCACCCGAGGGUCGUCCAGCUCCAAGCCCCCUGUAAGCCACCCUCAUCACACCUCCCACCCAAGCCUGACCCCUGAAGCCACCCAGCACCCACAUACGCCUCACCCCAACGUUCCAGCCCCACGGCCCCCUGUGCCCUCCGGGCCCCCAGCUUCGGGUGCUCCACCCCAGGGCCGCUCACCGCAGAGGGAGCCCCAGAGGGUCUCUCAUGAGCAGUUCAGAGCAGCACUACAGAUGGUGGUGGAUCCUGGCGAUCCACGGACCUACCUGGACCACUACAUUAAGAUAGGGGAAGGGUCCACAGGGAUCGUGUGCAUCGCCACAGUGAAGACGACAGGGAAGCUGGUUGCUGUGAAGAAGAUGGACCUGAGGAAACAACAGCGCAGGGAACUCCUCUUCAACGAGGUGGUAAUCAUGCGAGACUAUCACCAUGAGAACGUGGUGGAGAUGUACAACAGCUACCUGGUGGGAGACGAGCUCUGGGUCGUCAUGGAGUUCCUGGAGGGAGGAGCUCUCACUGACAUUGUGACACACACCAGAAUGAACGAGGAGCAGAUCGCCACAGUGUGUCUGUCUGUCCUGAAGGCGUUGUCUGUCCUGCACGCACAGGGUGUGAUCCACAGAGACAUCAAGAGUGACUCCAUCCUCCUCACUCACGACGGCCGGGUGAAGCUGUCAGACUUUGGUUUCUGCGCCCAGGUGUCGAAGGAAGUGCAAAAAAGGAAGUCUCUGGUUGGGACGCCAUACUGGAUGGCACCUGAGCUCAUAUCCAGGCUGCCUUAUGGGCCAGAGGUGGACAUCUGGUCGCUGGGUAUCAUGGUCAUAGAGAUGGUGGACGGGGAGCCGCCGUACUUCAACGAGCCGCCGCUCAAAGCCAUGAAAAUGAUUCGAGACAACCUGCCUCCUAAACUGAAGAACCUGCACAAGGUCUCUCCUCUGCUUAAGGGCUUCCUGGACAGGAUGCUGGUGCGAGACCCAGCUCAGAGGGCCACGGCCAGCGAGAUCCUCAAACACCCCUUCCUGACCAAGGCGGGCCCGCCGUCCUGCAUCGUCCCCCUGAUGAGGCAGAACAGGAUGAGAUGAGACGAGCGACUGUGAGACCUCCGGACUGUGGAGGGCGCCGUGUGCAGGUUCAGAUGGAACAGAAUACUCCUGCACACAGAGGAGGGGCCCUCAGGGGUCAGAGGUCACAGACGGGAAGGUCUGUGCUUCGGGCAGAACUCAAACGUGCCGCUGAGUGUAAACUGGGUGUGCAGGAGUAUUCUAUUUUUCUUAUGUGAAUCACUGAACUGCGGGGAGUGUGUUCCCUUGAUAAGAGGCAAUAAGGCGGUGUGUGUGUGUGUGUGAGUGUGUGUGUGUGUGUGUGUGUGUGUACAUGUACAUGUAUGUGUGUGAACACUGCUGACGACGGUGUUUCAUGGCUCAUACACGUGUGUGAGAUCUCUCUUGGAGAGAGCAGAGCAGAGAAGCCACAACUUGCUUGUCGAGUGAGUUUUAGCCGAUUUCACGCUUUUGUUUUGAUUGAAGGGCCGAACCUGGAAAGCUUAAGGACUCUGGAUGUUUUUAUUCCUCUGUUUCGACCUUACCUGGAUUUUAAGGGUGAAGGUGGGGGUUUUUGCACGCCAAUCAGAUGCUUUGAAGGAGCUGCGAGUCCAUUGGCUGAUUCUAGAGACUUUUUGUUGUUUUUUAAUCUCACUACUCUCCUAUACUCCGACUUUUCUCACUAGCGGGACUUCUCCUCUCGCAGACGGAUCCCGGACUCGGACGCCGUCCUCGCCACGCCCAGAACUUACUACUGAGAGAGGAAACCUGUUGACUCAGAAAUGAGUCAGACGGACUUUUAUUUUGUAGCCAUAUAAAUACUAGCUUCCUGUUGUAAACAAGCAAACAUACACUAAGUCAAAAGGUAAACACUGGAGAUGAUUUUUUUCCUUUUAUUUCCUCAUUAAUUCCCUGUGUAAGUACAAUGAACAUAGAGAGAUUUAUCAGUCCUGAUGUUUUACUGUCUCUAUUUUGUGAUCGUUUUUUUUUAUUGUUGUGAUUUGUUUCUUGGUUUAUAUUAGAAGAAGAUGUGAUUGACUUUUGAAGCACUGUCGAGCAGAGAUAGAAGCUGCACUCACGGUUGAUUCCAGCACGCAGAUAAUAGACACUAGACGUUUUGUUUCGUUGUUGUUGUUUAUUUUAUUUUAUUUUGUUAAACACCCGACUGAAUGGGACUUUUAAAUCGUAAAGCUCUGCGGUUAAGGUGUCACUGGGACCAGCAGGAAAGGUUUUACAGAAACAGGAGAAGCAGAGAGAAAAAGAGGGUGAAGAAUCCUGAAGACGAGCGUGGGCUCUUCCUCUCCCUGUUUAUCUCAGUCAGCUGUUAGGAGUAACUCGCUGCACACACUGAUGGUUCUUCUGAGGUAGAAAAACAAAAGAACAAGAGCUGCUUUGUCAGCGAGUUUGUUUUUAAACUCCUUACUUCACUACAACACUACAUACAAAGUCAUCACGUGCUUCUGCUGCCCCACUUUUCUCACUGAAUCGAUUAAUGUUUGAUCGGUCGGUUAACGCGUCUGGCAGAGCACACAGAGGAGCGUCGGGGCGGGUUGAAGUCGUCCUGGACGGCGGAGCACAAAGGCUGGAAGCAAACGAUCACCUGCAAAGCGUUAAACACGUGUUUUUGUUGGCGGUUCGGUUCGGUUCGGACCAGAACUCAGUCGAGUCGAGUCGCCUCGCGUCCCAUCGCUUUUCAUCUCUGAACUUUUGAUGCUUCCCACCAAUCUGCUGCUCCGUCAUAAUAAGCUUUUGAUAAAACAAACAAAAACAAAAACCAGAACUUAAGUCCCUGUGAUUCUGUAUUAAAGGGACAGUUCACCCCAGAACCCCACAGAGAGGAAGAGCGUGUUUCAUUUUGGGUCGAACUGUCCCUUUUUAAUGUCGCGCAGCCUCACUAACAUCACUAACUGCUGCCUGCAUGUGUGUUGGUCGUGCCAGGCGCGAUGCUCAAUCCAGUAACCACACGGUGAAGACGUUUCCUUCCAGAUGACGUGACGCCGCCGACGCGUGCGCGCGCAGGCUGACCGCUGGUCAGAGGUAAAGUCCGUCCCCGCUGCCGGAGGUCGCGGUGGACGUGUUGGACUUUGACUGCCUGGCAGCUCAGCAGACAGCGACGUGUCUCGGCUGUGUCGGGUUUCUGCCUCUGUGUUGUGGUCACGAGUGGGACGUGCGGCUAAUGAGUCACAGAUGAGGAAACGCGUUGUGGUGUCUUAAUGAGAGGCGCGAAGGCUGAGCCCAGUGAAGUGAAAGAUGGCCGACUUUCAGGUGGAGUGUUUUAAAAGUCCCGGGUUUUGGGGGACUGGGGCCUCCUGCUGAGUGCUGGUGACUGUCAUCCGGUGUGUUUCUUGCUGUGCUUUCUGAGGCUUCUGGUGAAAAUGACCAGCCAAUCACUGGGAUUGAUUGAAUUUGUUUUGGAGCCACUGAGCGGAAAAUCCAUUUCGAGAGUUUAGUAAUGAUAUUAGAGAGAAGUGCUGUGAUGUCUCGGCAGGUUUUCUCCUUCUCUGACAAUAACAACAACAUGUGUUAGUACUUCCUGACUGUCCACGCUGCAGCCUUUUGUUUCUGUUUGACUCGCGCCAAAACAAGUCAGUUCGUUGACCUGCGCGGCGUCGUGAGUCGCAGUCUGGAGAAGGUGGGACGUCAGGUUGAUCAUCUGACUUCCUGUUAUGCAUCCAACUUUGGCGUCCUUGUAUUUGGAUUUGAUUCUGGACGUGGGUUCCUCGCAGUGGCCCUGCGUGUUUCCCGCAUCGUUUGUUUCCUGCCGUGCAGCCAAACACACACACACAAAGUGCUUCUCCUCACGCCUCAUCCCGCAUUUGAUCCGUUUUCCUUUUGAUUAUCAAUGUGAAAAUCCCGAGUCGAGUGUGUCCCCUGUUGCUCGUUGGUGUGGACCGGAUUCGCCUGCGGUGUGUGCGCGGGAGUCCUGUGGGGGCUUGUUCGUGUGCACACUCAUGCCUUAAGGUUUACAGUCACUACUUGACAGGUGAUGAUUUGACUCUGACUCGACACUACGGCCGUCGCUUCUCGCCUCGCGUGUUUGGAAAGCCUUUAAAGGUGCAGUAGGGACGCGGAGCGGACGGGUGAGGCGCGGCGGUCCUCCUCCAGAGUCCCGUACUGCGAGUCCUGCACCUCCUGACUGAUGUGCUGAAGAAGUCGCAGCUCUCAUCAACAUUCCUGACAGUUUCCGUAUCGCUGAGACCACUUCAGAUUGAGGAUUUUCAGGGUGUUUUUAUUCCUUGUUAACGUGGUUACCGGGUGCCUCAGAGGCGGCGCUCGUCUCAGCUCGGUUGCGUUUUCCGCAGGGAUUUUCCAAGAAGCGGGACGGCUUCACACCUGAGAGCCUCCGUCAUAUCCAGCGAGCAGCUGCUCAGGGUUCAGUGGGUUUAGUGCCUUGCUCAGCAGCACUUGCUUCUUGGAAAAGAAACCCCGCGGGGCUUUCUGCAGUGAGCAUGCGGGGACUGAGGUUUGUUUUGGUGUCAACAGGAUCACUACUGACCAAGCAGCCUGCUCUGAAACAUGUGAAGUGAACUCACUCUCUGAUGGACUGUUAGUACUCACAUGUUGGGGAAAAGAAAAACUGAUUUUGUUGCAGUGUUGACGGCUUUUGUCAAACGUCGGAUUGCAGCUGCGGUUCCUGCACCAUCUUGUUUUUGUAAACUUCACUGCUAUUGUAAAAAAAAACAAACAAACAACAUAGACUUCACUUUGCAAAUGUUACUUUUUUUUAUUUUAUUUUUUCUUUUGCAAAUACAGAUUUUGUAAAAGUCA